Molecule: messenger RNA, 2030 nt
Organism: Colossoma macropomum (tambaqui)
Lineage: Eukaryota; Metazoa; Chordata; Actinopteri; Characiformes; Serrasalmidae
Gene: sft2d3
Product: SFT2 domain containing 3
Exons: 1
Coding region: 48-725 (225 amino acids)
Biological process (GO): vesicle-mediated transport
Cellular component (GO): membrane
Source: RefSeq, a predicted model, not a curated record
CCUGCCUUGUUGCACUACAACAACAAAGCUACCAACACAGCACAGCCAUGGCCGAGUUAAACCGACAGCUACAGGAAUAUUUGGCGCAGUCCAAAAGCGGCGCCAAGACCAUCUCACAGUCCAGCUCCAGCACGGCCAUUAACAUCGAUGAGGAACCCGCCGCAGUCCCGGGGAGCUGGUUCGGCAGGUGGUCGAGUCCCUUUCCCGGACUGAGCAGCCGCGGAGCUCCGGCAGGCCCGGCGCAGAGCAGCGGCUUUUCCUGGCCGUGGUCCGCGGAGCCGGAUCCAUGUCUGCCGUCCAUGAGUCGCUCUCAGCGGCUGGUAGCUUUCGGUACGUGCGUGUUGUUCUCAGCCAUAUGUUUCGGACUGUCGGCUCUCUACGCCCCUCUGCUCUUGCUGAAGGCUCGGAAGUUCGCCCUCCUCUGGUCCCUCGGCUCUUUAUUCGCCCUCCUGGCCGCCGCGGUGCUCCGGGGGCCGAGCAAACUCCUGGGCAGCCCGAGCCCCGGAACCGCGGUGUAUCUCUGCGCGCUGGGCGGGACCCUGUACGCGGCGAUGGGGCUCCACAGCACGGUGCUCACCGCGCUGGGGGCCUUGGUUCAAAUCGGCGCAAUCGUGGGCCAAGUGGUGGCGCUGCUGCCGGGAGGGAGCGCUGGAAUGCGGUUUGUUGGAGGCUUGGCAGCCUCGGCCAUCAAAAGAACCGUGACUGGCAAAACUAUGCCGAUUUGAGCCCCGGUUUGGGGAGAAUGGACAGGACUGGACUACACUGACUCUGUGGACUGAUACACUGAUCUGGGGUUAUUAAACAAAGCAGAUUUUUUCAGUGAAGCUGGAUCAAUCAAACGUGAGAAUUGUCCUAUUUAGUAAUUACAACAGCCUUCACUACUUCUGUUAAACAGGCUUGACUUCGGGCUUAAGUUAUCUGGCUAACUGAGAGGAGACACCUCUGUGAAGGACUCACAUUUUGAGAGGUUUCACAAAUCAUGAUUUGACAGUAAAGCUGAAUGACUUUUGCCAAAAGUGAGUGUGCAAUAGGAAUGGCCUUUAUUGAUCAGGCUUGACCUUGGGCUUAAGUUAUCUGGCUAAAUGAGAACUUCCGUGAAAUACUCAACUAGGGAGAGUUUCUCAAACCAUGAUUUCUCAUUAAAGAUGGCCAAGAUAAGCCAAAACUGAAGACUGUCCAAUAGGAGUGACCUUUGGCUCAAGUUAUCUGGCUAACUAAGAGAAUCCCCCUCUGUGAAACACUGGAGGGAGUUUCAGAAAGCAAGAUUUCUUGUUAAGAUGGUCAGCAUAAGCCAGAAAUGAGUACUGCCCAAUAGGAAUGAUCUUGUAUUGGUCAGGCUUUGGGCUUAAGUUAUCUGGCUAACUAAGAGAAUCCACUUUGGUGAAAUACUGAACUAGAAGGAGUUUCAGAAAGCAUCUUGUUAAGAUGGUCAGCCAAAAGUGAGGACUGUUCAACAGAGGUCAGGCUUUACUUUGGGCCCAAGUUAACUGGCUAGUUAAGAGAACCCACCUCUGAAACACUCACAAAACAGGAUUUCUCAGUAAAGCUGGAGAACCCAACCCUGAGUAAGGACUGUUCAAUAGAUACAACCUUUGCUUUAUUGGUCAUGCUUGACUUUGGGCUGAAGUUGUGUGGCUAACUGAGAGAAUCACUUCUGUGAACUAUGCUCUUAGGGCGUAGAGAUGGCCAGCAUAAGCCAAAAGUCAGGAUUGUCCAAGAGGAAUGGCCUGUUAUUGGUCAGGCUUGACUUUGGGCUUAAGUUAACUGACUAACUGAGAAAAUCUGUGAAAAACACACCACAUUUUUACUCCUGUUUGCAGUUACCAGUAGACAUACUGUAAUUCUGGAACAGUGUUAUGCUGCACUAAUCUGGAUUAAUGGGAUUAAUUCAGAUUUUUCUUCACUGUGAAAAGUUAAAUAGGACCAAGGUCAAGGCAAAAGACUUUGAUGUUCAUCUGAGUGUGACCAUGUUCACUUCAAGCACACACAACAGAUUUUUACCUUUGUAAAUAAACAUGGACUGUAAUGUA